AUGCGCUUUUUCGCUCUGAUCAACAUUCUCGCUACUGCGGCUGCUCUCCCCACAGAGAUUGCCUCUAAUGACCUUGGCAGCGCGGUUGACAUUGCUGGUCGUAACGAUGUAGCGUCUCUUGGCCUUCGCGUCGCAGUGCCGGAGCCAGACCUCAAAAGCGCUCAUGUUAUCGAGACUCGCGAGGUGAAGAGUUUUCCGUGGCCCGAGAGCUCGUUUGCCACCGGCAAUUCCGCCUACCAAGUCCUCGUCACCAGUCUUGGCAGCAACCAGUACAGAAUCUCGUUCUAUAAUAGCUCACCUAAGAACGGGUGGUCUUAUAGAUAUACCGUUACUGCGGUCGGCCCUGGAGGUAACGGCCUGAUUGCUGAGAAGGUACUCGCACCCCAAACGCCCUCUGAACAUAUCGAAGUUAAGAAGUCUGGCGACACUGUGAAAGUUGAGGUAGUUCAGGCUUAG
Messenger RNA from Fusarium sp. VM40, 456 nucleotides. NCBI's taxonomy places the organism in Eukaryota, Fungi, Ascomycota, Sordariomycetes, Hypocreales, Nectriaceae. The record is from the annotation of a GenBank genome assembly.